This is a messenger RNA of Malaya genurostris, 2079 nucleotides long. Its product is annotated as transcription factor grauzone-like. The transcript has 4 exons. The coding region runs from base 346 to 1803 and encodes 485 amino acids. Lineage: Eukaryota; Metazoa; Arthropoda; Insecta; Diptera; Culicidae. Gene Ontology annotation, molecular function: zinc ion binding. The record is from RefSeq and is a predicted model, not a curated record. Gene Ontology annotation, cellular component: nucleus.
UGAUCCAGCCUCCUGCUAUGACGUCAUGAAACUGUGGCCAGCAUCAUUCUGCAAACACCAAAACAAUGAAGAAGAAGUACUAACAAAAAAUUGGAUAUUACAAACUACUUGUUUAUUCAGUACCCUUUACCGCACUUCCCCGCAAAUUAUCGAUCAGAAUAUCAUCACUACGAGAAGGAAAUUAAGAUUUUACUCGAUUUGAAAUGCUCGAAUGUUUGUUUACCAUACUUUGAGCGCUCUGAUUGCCCACCAAAUGCCCCAGAUGUUGGCUACGAUAGCACUUGCUGGAGCGCCCUAUCCUUGCCACCGGGCUGGUUUGAUCCGAAUACGUGUUUACAUGGAAAGAUGUCGCACAUGGAUGUUGAAUUACUCGCUACUUGCUACAUUUGCUUAGAACAUACAUCCGAUCUGUCACCAAUUGUCGACUCCGAAAAGACGACUGAAACAUUAGUGAGAAAUACCGAAUCCGAGAACUCCUACCGUGAAACGGUGAUUACCAAACAUUUUUGGUUUGAGAUUGCAGAUCUGGUAAACAGUUUGAUCUGUGUACGGUGCUGGACUAAAAUCGAAGAAUUUCAUAAUUUUUAUUGUGAAAUUGAAAAGGCUCAUGAAAACAGUUGUCAAUUUACGUUUACUUCGGUUGAACAGGAGAAAAAAGUUGAAGUUACGGACAUCGUUUUCAACGAAACACAACGUUUGGAAGAAUCAUCAUCAGACGGAGUCGACUUUGGAAGUCUGGUCCAGGUACAGGUCAAACCUGCGACUUUGGAAGAUGCAUUAUCAGAAACAUCCACACCGAAGGUUAAACUACGAAAUAGAAAGGAACGCAAACGUUAUAGACCACGGAAGAUGAAAUUAGCUGAUAGAAUAGCUGAAGAUGAUGAAUUGAUUGCAAAAUACGUGAAUGCUAAUUGCGAUCAAUGUUCGGCACAUUUUCCUUCAUUCAGCGAGCUCCAAGCUCAUUCGGCAGCGAUUCAUAAACGCCGUGCUUAUGUGUUUUGCUGCGACAAACGUUACAACCAAAGGACCCGCCUUUUCGAGCAUGUUCUGCUGCACGUCAAUCCGGAACAUUACCAGUGCGACGUUUGCAAAAGAAAUUGUUUAGACAAUGAGAGUCUGAGACGGCACAAGCUUAAAAUUCACACCCCAGACGACGAACGGGCCUUCAAAUGUGAGAAAUGUUCGAAGGCUUUCGUAACCGAAGCCGAUUUCGGACUGCAUUUGAACUAUCAUCUUGCAAUGGAAAACAAAAAGUUCAAAUGUGAGGAGUGUGAAAAGUGCUUCGGAAACAAAUCUCUGCUGAAAUCUCAUGUGCGGAAUGCCCACGCGUCGCACUUCGAGUUCGUUUGUGAUACGUGCGCUAAGGGAUUCAAUCAGCGGUCCUUGUUCGUACGCCAUUUGCAAGAGCACAAUCCAAUAGCCACAAUCGAACGAAGCCAAUGUCCAUUAUGUUCACUCUGGAUGAAGAAAAGCUAUCUGAACAAACAUAUUCAGCGGCACAGCUCCCCUCGCACUCGUUGCGAUCUUUGCGGCAAGGAAUCCCCGAACGUGUUCGCCCAUCGGAGUCACAUGCGGUUUGCCCACUCGGGAGCGAAAUUCACCUGCAACGUUUGUGAAAAAUCCUUCAAACGUGCGCUAACACUGAAGGAACAUUUGGCGUCCCACAGUGGAGCAGUUCUGUACACCUGUCCGCACUGUCCGAAGACAUUUAACUCUAAUGCCAAUAUGCACUCCCACCGGAAGAAAAUGCACUUUGAGGAGUGGCUCGCCAACAAGGAACGGGUGCUUAUCCGAAAGGAAUAAUCCCGGUCUUGCGUAAACUGUGAAUAAUGUUUAAUCUGGGCCAUGCUUCUAAAUCAGUGCCAUGUGUUUUUAUGUCUCGUCUUCAACUCCUGUGCACAGCAGUUCUGCUUGAUCUACUGGUAAGCGUAAAGUUCAAAUCAAUUUGAGUGGCACCAUAUGUAUUCUGAUGUCUGAGACGAAUGCCAUGUAUUUGAUAGCAAAACAAUAGUGUAAAAGAGCAAUGCUUGUGAGAGUGCCAAUAAAUGAAUCGUUUUUAAAUAUAAAACGAAAUCGAAA